This is a messenger RNA of Tetranychus urticae (two-spotted spider mite), 2580 nucleotides long. Its product is annotated as atrial natriuretic peptide receptor 1-like. The record is from RefSeq and is a predicted model, not a curated record. Gene Ontology annotation, molecular function: protein kinase activity; guanylate cyclase activity; adenylate cyclase activity. NCBI's taxonomy places the organism in Eukaryota, Metazoa, Arthropoda, Arachnida, Trombidiformes, Tetranychidae. Gene Ontology annotation, cellular component: plasma membrane. Gene Ontology annotation, biological process: receptor guanylyl cyclase signaling pathway; protein phosphorylation; intracellular signal transduction.
GCAAGUUUCCGUAAAUCAGCAGCAAGUGUAGCUUCUCCGAUAUCGAUGGCAAGUACAACGGGAACAUUGAAAAAUAUUUCUGGAGUGUUGGUUGCAAUGCACAAAGGAGUCCGAGUUGCAGUUAAAGUGGUUCCUGUCAAAAAAUUUUCCAUAAACAGAGCCUUACUCAUGGAACUGAAACAAAUGAGAGAAACACUUCACGAGAAUCUAAGUCGAUUUGUUGGAUUGUGUACUGAAGAACCCAAUAGAGCCAUAAUAACGGAAUUAUGUUUACGAGGUAGCUUGCGAGAUUUACUUGAAAAUGAGGCCAUACAAUUAGAUUGGGUCUUUAAAUAUGCCAUGAUUACUGACAUUGCUGAAGGAAUGGGUUACCUUCACUCUUCACCGAUACAGUUUCAUGGUAACCUCAACUCCUCCAAUUGUAUCAUCAAUGAAAGGUUCACCGUGAAAAUAACAGAUUAUGGUAUCAGAGAGUUUCGUAAGCAGAUAGAUCGUAUGGAAGAUUUUAAUCCACGGAAAUUUUUCUGGAAAGCUCCUGAGCAUUUACGUGAACGAGAUCCAUUCAAUACUGGUUCCCAGAAGGGUGAUGUUUACUCGUACGCAAUCAUUUUACAGGAAAUAAUCACUCGAUCAGGUCCUUUUGAGUCAAUGGAGAGGCUUGGGCGUAAACGAGCACACAUGGAACCAGACGAGAUUUUAGAUAGAAUCAGGAUGGGCAUGGUUCCACCCUUUCGCCCUGAAGUGUCAGCCGAUGAGGCACCAAGAGAGUUGAUUAGAUUGAUGCAUGCAGCUUGGCACGAAAAUCCUGAUAGCAGGCCUGACUUUGCCACAAUAAAGCCUAUACUCAAACGCAUUACCAAAGGAACCUCGUCACGAAAUUUGUUUGACAAUCUGCUCAGUCGUAUGGAACAAUACACAAAUAACUUGGAACGUAUGGUUGAAGAGAAGACGGAAUCGCUGAUGGAAGAGAAGAAAAAGACUGAAGAACUGUUGUACCAAUUAUUACCACAAUUUGUAGCAGAAGAGUUGAAGAAGGGUAGCCAGGUUUAUCCAGAAGCAUUUGACGCUGUUACCAUAUUUUUCUCGGACAUUGUUGGCUUUACCAAUAUAUCAGCUGAAAGCACACCACUUCAAGUAGUCGAUUUACUUAAUUAUUUAUACACUACAUUUGAUAAUGUAAUUGAAAAAUAUGAUUGUUACAAGGUUGAGACAAUUGGCGAUGCUUAUAUGGUUGCAUCUGGUUUACCAAUAAGAAAUGGCAAUGAUCAUGUUAGAGAAAUAUGUCGAAUGGCUUUGGAAUUGAGAAACUCAAUGCGUAAUGCUAAAGUUCCACAUGAUCCUGAAAAGACUCUAAUGGUUCGUAUUGGUAUCCAUUCUGGUCCAUGUGCUGCCGGCGUUGUAGGCCUUAAGAUGCCUAAAUAUUGCCUUUUUGGUGAUACAGUUAACACUGCGUCAAGAAUGGAAUCUCAUGGAGAACCUCUUAAAAUUCACAUUUCAAAAGCUACAAGAGAUAUCAUUGAACAAUUUUUCAGAUCUUUUAUAAUUGUUCCAAGAGGAGAAAUUGAAAUCAAGGGCAAAGGGAUAAUGAAGACUUAUUGGUUGGAAGGAGAGGUCAUAGAUGCAAAUCAGAAGACCACAGGAAGAUGAUGAUAAUGAGUCAAUUUAAAUCAAUUUGGUUCCAAUGAUAAUCAAAUUAUACAAAUAAAACAAGGAUUAAGGUCAAAGGAGGUACAAAGACGACACUAAACAUGAAAAACAAUCAACUGAUACCAACAAUUGUAACCAAAAACAAAAACCUAAACAAAAAGAAAGCUACAUACGGGGGACGUUGCGUUAUUACAAUUGUUAGAGGUAAAAUUAUGAUGACAAUGAUUAGGUAGGUAAAUGGUAUUUCGUGAGUCCUGUUUUUUUUGGUAAAAUAUUAUAAAGAAGCAGACGAUGGAAGAUAAAGGCAACAGAAGAUGACAAUUUCUGAUGAUCACCGUGAUGGUUAAACUGUGAAGUUGAGGUUACCAUUUUCAUGUUGUUAGACCAACAAGCCAUAAUUUACUCUGGAACAAGCUUUUUGAUGGAAGAACCAGAAUAUUAUCUCCAAAUAAAUGGAAGUUGAACGAUGAAAGCGAAACGAAAUGUUGUGUUAUUACAUGAUAUAACUAGUUAUAUACAUACAAUAAGAUGUAAUAGCAAUGGAUUGAAAGCAUGAACCAUUAUAAUAACAUGAGGAUGAAAACAAAAGGAAAGAAUCAAAAUUAAGACGAUGAAAGGAGUAAUGUCAAUGGCUUGCUAAAUUCAGUUAACCGUGAUUGCCUUAAGGUAAAAAGUCGAUGAUGUUAAUAGUGUUUAUGUUUAAUUUUCAUCUCAAUUUUUGUCAUUUUCAUCUUCAUCAUUAACAUCGUCAACAUCACCAUCAAACCUGAUCAUCAUUUCCACCAUGCGACUUGUCCAUUAAUAACUGCUUCUAUUAAUAUACCUUUUUUUUCACCAGGCAAAGUAAGACUUUAUUUGGUUUGUAAAUGAUAAUCAUUAGUAUCAUUAAAUUGUGACAAGUAGUUGAACAUACUAACACCUACAUUAAGUUAA